AUGAUACAUCUCCCAACAUCAACUACACCCACCGGUGACGGAACUACGAGCUGGUUCACUCUUACGGACUCGCAUUGUCACCUUAAGUUGGAUAUCAACACAAGGAGGAGCACUUCACCAGCAAGCUCGGGACAUGUGCCGUUUGUAUGUGGUAUCAAGCGGGCUGUUAUAUGUGGUACUCACCCCGAUAUCGACUGGGGCCUCAUUGAGGAUGUUGCAACAUCACCUCCAACAUUGGAGGUGCAAUCGGCUUCCGAAUCUGAGGAAUCAUGGAGCGGUGCUAUCAUCCCCGGUUUCGGCAUUCACCCGUGGUUCGUCCCAUAUGCUGAAGAGGGGAAGGAAGGGACCGCGUGCGUAACUAAUGGAAAGGAGGAGAGAGAAGAGGGAUCGACUAGCGCUUGCAGGUGCUGCUGCCAUGCUAAUGCCACUUCGACAAAUGUGGUGCGCCGAAGCCCGAGGGAGCUGCUAGAUCUCUUGGAAAGGGCCCUGGAGCGAUUCCCGCAGGCUAUCGUUGGUGAGAUCGGCCUGGACAAACUGCGCGGCCCACCUGAACCUGUACAGCUGGAGCUAUUUUUGGGACAGAUGAAACUCGCCGCCCGCUACGGGCGCCCGGUAUCGGUGCAUUGUGUGCGUAGCUUCGGCACCAUGUUGUCGGCGUUGCAGCAGCUUGCCUUCGAAGACACACCACCGUCGAUUGUGCUCCAUGGCUUCACGGGAUCGCUCGACUUCGUACGAUCGGCCAUAAAAAUUCAGAAGAGGGGACCUUUUGUCAUCGGUACAGGUUCACGUUCGAAGCCCAAGGCGCGGCCGCUCCGCAUUUUCUUUGGUGUGGGUGCCGCAACAAGUUUUCGGGUGAAAGGUUUUGUGGAUAAGGUACUGCCUUUCCUGCUUAAGGAGGGGCGUGCGUUACUGGAAACGGAUGCCCAUCAUAUAUUUGCCCGCAGCAAUGAUACAACUCCCACAUUUGUACCUUCGCCAGGUCGGUCCCCACGAGUUCCUUCAGCUUCAGGAGGCGGUGUGGAGCGUCAUGAACAACGAAGAUGCGUGCAGAGGUUGGAGGUGCUUGGGUGUGAACAACUGGGGCAACUCCUUUGGUUGGCAAGUGAUGGUGAUAUCAGGGUGGCGAGGGAUAUAGUGGAAGGUUGUGAGAGGACUUGCAAGGACGUCUUCUCGUUUGCGGGUGUGUUACCUGGUGUUUAG
Molecule: messenger RNA, 1200 nt
Organism: Trypanosoma brucei brucei TREU927
Lineage: Eukaryota; Euglenozoa; Kinetoplastea; Trypanosomatida; Trypanosomatidae
Exons: 1
Coding region: 1-1200 (399 amino acids)
Molecular function (GO): hydrolase activity, acting on ester bonds
Source: RefSeq, a predicted model, not a curated record